Molecule: messenger RNA, 934 nt
Organism: Mesitornis unicolor (brown roatelo)
Lineage: Eukaryota; Metazoa; Chordata; Aves; Mesitornithiformes; Mesitornithidae
Gene: ZCCHC10
Product: zinc finger, CCHC domain containing 10
Exons: 4
Coding region: 18-530 (170 amino acids)
Molecular function (GO): nucleic acid binding; zinc ion binding
Source: RefSeq, a predicted model, not a curated record
CUGGCCUGGCCGUUAAGAUGGCGACUCCCAUGCACCGCCUUAUCGCUCGGAGACAGGCGGAGGCAAACAAGCAGCAUGUAAGAUGUCAAAAAUGUUUAGAGUUUGGACAUUGGACGUAUGAAUGUACGGGGAAGAGGAAAUACCUGCAUAGACCUUCGAGGACAGCUCAAUUGGCGAAAAUUCUUAAAGAGAAGGAAAAGCGACUAUUACUGCAACAAAGCACUGGAGAAAGCACCGCAGAAAGGAAGACCAAGAAGAAAAGGUCUAAAAGCGUGACCAGUUCCAGCAGCAGUAGCAGUGCCAGUUCAGCUAGCGAUUCCUCAUCCGACAGUGAAGAUUCUUCUACCUCUUCUUCCGAUGAUGACAGUGACAGUGAUGAGAGCUCCUCCACUUCCUCAUCUUCUCCAUCCUCAAGUAGCACUUCCUCUUCUUCAGAGUUCGAAUCGGAUUCCAGUUCCUCCAGCAGUAGCAGCAGCAGCACAGACAGUAGUUCUGACGACGAGCCACCAAAGAAAAAGAAGAAGAAAUAGUGUGGUGCAGGGCAGAACUGUUGUUCGGUGAAUGAUAACGCUCUUCAAACACGUUCUGAGCGCACGGUUGCCAAACAGUUUAACUGGUCAACGUUUCUACUGCUAAAACUUUCUAAGUGUUUUGCAUAGUUGUUCAUUGGACAUGAGAGGUGUUAAAUGGCACGUGAGACUUACUGAAAGAGUAUUUUUGUGGUUUAUCCUUUUAUGGAAAAUUUUACUUUUUUAGUUGAAAAAUCUAUCAUCAGAUUUGUUUAUAUGAGCUAAGGUCCAGUAACCUGGAUGUUUACAUGCUGGAAAGCAAAGAAAGCUUUUUAUUGCAGAUCAUGCUGCGCAUCAUACGCUACUGCUCUGUUUAUGACAGCUUCACUUACAUUUAGAAAACCCUCUAAGCGAUAGAAGCGAAG